AUGGCUCGGCGCCUGAUCCCUCCCAGAAACUACACCACUCCUCGUUUCCCGUCGCUCAACGUCAAUACCCUCUUCGACUCCACGCCCGACAAACGAUAUACGCUCUACUACAUUGGCGAUGUUUGGCGCUUCACGGUCAUAUGGACACUCAUCACCUUUGCGCUCUUCCACCUUGGCGCCGUGUUCAUCGCGCUGUUCACGCACGGGUGGAAGAAGUCAUCGUGGAAGUAUCUCUGGUUGACGCCGAUCAUCUACUUGGGGGUCGCCGGGCUUGAGGCUCUGCUCUCUGGAACCAUCGUUGGGGUCAUGUCAGUUUUGAAAGGGAUGUACAAGGCGGAGAUGUGUGCUGACUGUUGGAGCAGGCUUGGCGCCGUUUACCAGGCGGGAUACUACGAGAUGAACACCUGGAUCCCCUGCACAUGGGGGUUUAUCAAUGUUCUGACGCUGAUUAUCUCUUCCUUUUCGAUUCAAGGCGGACUAUGA
This is a messenger RNA of Trichoderma gamsii, 483 nucleotides long. RefSeq lists its product as hypothetical. The transcript has a single exon. The record is from RefSeq and is a predicted model, not a curated record. The coding region runs from base 1 to 483 and encodes 160 amino acids. Lineage: Eukaryota; Fungi; Ascomycota; Sordariomycetes; Hypocreales; Hypocreaceae.